AUGAGCAUGAAUCGAGAUUUUUCCCGCAUAACAGUAGUUCGUAUGUCUCAUAAGCAAUCUUUAAAACGUUGGCAUUCCGAAAGACAACACAGUAAACAACAUCUUCAUUCAAAUCGAUCAAAACGGCGACAUUGGAAAAAACGUCAUUCUAAUGUUAUACAUCAAUUAAGUUCGAAUAGUACUUGUUUUUCUAAUCGAUCAAUACGUCAUCGUUCAGCAUUAUCAUUAAAUACGAGUCAGACGAUCAUCAAUGGGGAACAAAAUAAUAUUAAUCUUGAAAUACAAGCAAAUCGAAAUUCUAUAGAAACAAAAAAAGAAAAAAAUCAAUCGAAUUUAUCUAAUCUUGUUCAAGAUUGUCUUCCUAUUAAUUCAAUUAUUGAUUCAACAGCAUAUUUUGAUAUGUCUAAUACUCAUCGAUUCUUAAGUCGUAAUCAUCAAAUAAAUCCUAUUAACAGUGAAGAUUUGUUUAAAAAUGAUUUUAUAAUAAAUAGUGAUGAAAGGAAUCGAAAAAAAAAGAAGAAAAAGAAAUGUAAUCUAUCGCUAUGUAAACUUAGUUUGUGUAUACUUAUUUCAUUCUUAAUCAUUGGAUGUAUUAUUGGUGUACUUGUAUAUGUAAUUAGUCGAUCACAAAAUUCAAUAAACACAGACACAACUACUUUAUCGUCAAUUGCAACAACCACUCAAACUUCUGUAUGUACAACUGGUGGUAUUACAUGUCCAACACCGUUGUUAACUUGGAGUAGAACAAAUAACUGUAGCAAGUCAUCAUCAUCAUAUGAGCAUUAUACGUGUUGUUAUCAAGCAGUAUCAACUCAAUUAACGAUUCGAUUUAAACUUCAAGAACAAGUUAAUCACUGGCAUAUUGACGAUGUCAGUAUGACACAGGGUAAUGGUGAACUUAUAAUUAAUGGUGGUUUUGAAUCGAAUUUAACUGGAUGGACAGUAAUACCUUCAACGAAUCUUUCAGUAACAUCUUAUGCAUUUAUUGCACCAGGUGCAGCACAUUCUGGUUUAGCGUAUCUUUAUUCAGAAGCAACAUCUUCACCCGAUUAUAUAAAACAAACUGUUAGUGUUGUUCAAGGUCAAAAUGUGAAUAUUAGUUUCUGGUGGUUCGAUGAAGGUGGUGUUAGUGGCCCAUCUGAUAUAUGUGAAGGAACUGUAACACUUAUUCCUUAG
Messenger RNA from Rotaria sp. Silwood1, 1176 nucleotides. The record is from the annotation of a GenBank genome assembly. Lineage: Eukaryota; Metazoa; Rotifera; Eurotatoria; Philodinida; Philodinidae.